CGCACAUCCACCUUCCCCCCGUUUUAUAACAAAACGCGGAAAAGAUGGCCGCUGUCUCCGCCGCCUCCAUGGCCGCGCUCAACACCUCCUUCGCCGGCAAGAAGAUCGCCGCCGCGAAGAAGGUCUCCGCUCGCGUGACGACCCGCGCUCUGAAGCCGGUCCGCGCGGCGGUCGCCGCGCCCGCGGACGUCUCCACCGAGACCGUCAACGACUGCGUGAACACGAUCCGUUUCCUCGCGAUCGACGCGAUUAACAAGUCCAACUCCGGUCACCCCGGUCUUCCCAUGGGCUGCGCGCCGAUGGGCUACGUGAUUUACCGCGAGGCGAUGACGCACAACCCCAAGGACCACACCUGGUUCAACCGCGACCGCUUCGUGCUCUCCGCGGGCCACGGCUGCAUGCUCCAGUACUCGCUCAUGCACCUCACCGGGUACCCGUCCGUGUCGAACGACGACCUCAAGAACUUCCGCCAAUGGGAUUCCGUGACCCCCGGUCACCCCGAGAACUUCAUCACGAACGGCAUCGAGGUCACGACCGGCCCGCUCGGCAUGGGCAUCUGCAACGCCGUCGGCCUCGCCGCGGCGGAGAAGCACCUCGCGGCGCGCUUCAACAAGCCGGACUGCACCGUCGUGGACCACUACACGUACGCCAUCAUGGGCGACGGCUGCAACAUGGAGGGCAUGUCCGGCGAGGGCGCGUCCCUCGCCGCGCACUGGGAGCUCGGCAAGCUCAUCGCGUUCUACGACGACAACCACAUCUCCAUCGACGGCCACACCGACAUCUCCUUCACGGAGGACGUCUGCAAGCGCUACGAGGCGUACGGCUGGCACGUGCAGCACGUCGAGGACGGUAACACCGACCUCGACGCCAUCCGCAAGGCGAUCGACGCGGCGAAGAAGGACCCCCGCCCGUCCCUCAUCAAGGUGACGACGCUCAUCGGCUACGGCUCCCCGAACAAGUCCAACUCGCACGACGUCCACGGCGCGCCCCUCGGCGCGGACGAGACCAAGGCGACGCGCGAGAACCUCGACUGGAAGUACGGCGAGUUCGAGGUCCCGGAGGCGGUCCAGUCUUACAUGGACUGCUCCACGAAGGGCGCGGAAGCGCAGGCUGCGUGGGAGAAGACGUACGCGGAGUACAAGAAGAAGUACCCGGAGGACCACGCCGAGCUCGACUCCAUCAUCACCGGCAAGCUUCCGGAGGGCUGGGCGGACGCGCUCCCGAGCUUCACCCCCGAGGACGCGGGCGUCGCGACGCGCAUCCACUCCCAGACGAUGCUCAACGCGCUCGGCUCCGCCAUCCCCGGCUUCGUCGGCGGCUCCGCCGAUCUCGCGCCGUCCAACAUGACGCUCAUGAAGCAAUUCGGCGACUUCCAGAAGGACACCGCGGCGGAGCGUAACAUCCGUUACGGCGUCCGCGAGCACGGCAUGGGCGCCAUCGCCAACGCCAUCGCGCUUCACUCCCCCGGCUUCAAGUCCUACUGCGCCACCUUCUUCAUCUUCUCCGAUUACAUGCGCAGCGCGAUGCGCAUCGCCGCCCUCUCCGGCGCGCCGACGCUCUUCGUCAUGACGCACGACUCCAUCGGCGUCGGCGAGGACGGCCCCACGCACCAGCCGAUCGAGCACCUCGCGUCUUUCCGCGCGAUGCCCGGCAUGCUCAUGAUGCGCCCCGCGGACGGUAACGAGACCGCGGGCGCGUACAAGAUUGGCGUCGAGCAGACGGACCGCCCGACGACUUUCGCGCUCUCGCGCCAGGUCGUCCCCAACCUUCCGGGCACCUCCAAGGAGGGCGUCGCGAUGGGCGCGUACGUCGUCCAGGGCCCCGCCGCGGGCGAGGACUGCGACUGCGUCCUCAUCGGUACCGGCACCGAGCUCGAGCUGGCGUGCAAGGCGGGCGCGGAGCUCGGGGACAAGGCGCGCGUCGUGUCCAUGCCGUGCUGGGAGCUCUUCGAGGAGCAAUCCGACGAGUACAAGGAGAGCAUCUUCCCCAAGGACUGCAAGGCGAUCGUCUCCAUCGAGGCUGGCUCCACGUUCGGCUGGUCCAAGUACGCGCACAAGUCCAUCGGCCGCGAUGACUUCGGCGCGUCCGCGCCGGCGGGCAUCCUCUACAAGGAGUUCGGCAUCACCACGGAAGCGAUGGUGGCCGCCGCGAAGUCUCUCAUGUAAAUUCUUGCAGCGUAGCGUUUCGCGCACGGCAUUGCAAUUUUUUAACACGGUAGCUUUGCGCGGUUGAGAUUCCUUUUUAAUACAUACCACCAACCAGCGAUUGGUUUUUACAGU
Micromonas pusilla CCMP1545 is the source of this 2279-nucleotide messenger RNA. RefSeq lists its product as uncharacterized. Gene Ontology annotation, molecular function: transketolase activity. Gene Ontology annotation, cellular component: cytosol. Gene Ontology annotation, biological process: pentose-phosphate shunt. The record is from RefSeq and is a predicted model, not a curated record. NCBI's taxonomy places the organism in Eukaryota, Viridiplantae, Chlorophyta, Mamiellophyceae, Mamiellales, Mamiellaceae. Bases 45 to 2165 code for a protein of 706 amino acids. The transcript has 2 exons.